This is a messenger RNA of Talpa occidentalis (Iberian mole), 2118 nucleotides long. It is a transcript of the gene SQLE, whose product is annotated as squalene epoxidase. NCBI's taxonomy places the organism in Eukaryota, Metazoa, Chordata, Mammalia, Eulipotyphla, Talpidae. The transcript has 11 exons. Gene Ontology annotation, cellular component: endoplasmic reticulum; membrane. Gene Ontology annotation, molecular function: squalene monooxygenase activity; flavin adenine dinucleotide binding. The coding region runs from base 63 to 1784 and encodes 573 amino acids. Gene Ontology annotation, biological process: sterol biosynthetic process; cholesterol metabolic process. The record is from RefSeq and is a predicted model, not a curated record.
CCAGGCCCGCGGGGCUCGAGGGCUCGCCGCCCGGACCCGGCGCCGCCGGAGCAGACCGAGCCAUGUGGACCUUCCUGGGCAUCGCCACCUUCACCUAUUUUUAUAAGAAAUGCGGGGACCUGGUCACCCUGGCCAACAAGGAGCUGCUGCUGUGCGCGCUGCUGUUCCUGUCGCUGGGCCUCGUGCUGUCCUACCGCUGCCGCAGCCGCCGCCAGGCGCCCCCCCGCCGCCCGCCCCGCCGCGCCCGCCCCGCCGUGUCCGCGGUCCUGUCGGCGCUGCCUUUCAUCGGCUUCUUGUGGGCCCGGUCCCCGCCGGGGUCGGAGAAAAAGGAGCAGCUCGGAUCUAGGAGGUGCAGAAAAGGACCUAGCACUUCUGAACCAGCCUUAAUAGGAUCCACUGCCUCUACAGCUACUACUUCUCAGCAUGAUCCAGAAGUGAUCAUCGUGGGAUCUGGGGUACUUGGGUCUGCUUUGGCAGCGGUGCUUUCCAGAGAUGGCAGGAAGGUGACAGUAAUUGAGAGAGACUUAAAGGAGCCUGACAGGAUACUUGGAGAAUUUCUGCAGCCCGGUGGUUAUCAUGGCCUUAAAGAGCUUGGUCUUGAAGAUACAGUGGAAGGUAUAGAUGCCCAUGUUAUAAAUGGCUACAUAAUUCAUGACCUGGAUAGCAAAUCAGAGGUUCAGAUUCCUUUUCCUCUGUCAGAAAACAAUCAAGUGCAGAGUGGAAGAGCUUUCCAUCAUGGAAGAUUCAUCAUGAGUCUCCGGAAAGCAGCGAUGGCAGAACCCAACACAAAGUUUAUUGAGGGCACGGUGCUUCAGCUGUUAGAGGAAGAUGAUGCCAUCUCGGGAGUUCAGUACAAGGAUAAAGAAACUGGAGACCUCAAGGAACUCCACGCUCCACUGACUAUUGUUGCAGAUGGACUUUUUUCCAAGUUUAGGAAAAACCUGAUCUCCAGUAAAGUUUCGAUUUCAUCUCAUUUUGUUGGCUUGCUUAUGAAGGAUACACCACAGUUUAAAGCAAAUCACGCCGAACUUGUUUUAACGGAUUGGGGGCCAGUUCUCAUCUACCAGAUCUCAUCUAAUGAAACUCGAGUGCUUGUUGACAUUCAAGGAGAAUUGCCAAGGAACUUAAGAGAAUACAUGGCUGAGAAAAUUUACCCACAAUUACCUGAUCACCUGAAAGAAACCUUCCUAGAAGCCCUUCAGAAUUCUCGUUUGAGACCUAUGCCAGCAAGCUUCCUUCCUUCCUCACCAAUAAACAAACGAGGUGUCCUCCUCCUGGGAGAUGCAUACAAUAUGAGGCACCCUCUUACCGGAGGAGGAAUGACUGUUGUUUUUAAAGAUAUAAAACUAUGGAGAACAUUGCUAAUGGGUAUUCCUGACCUUUAUGAUGAUGCAGCUGUUUUGCAGGCCAAAAAAUCAUUCUAUUGGGCAAGAAAAACAUCUCAUUCCUUUGUUGUGAAUGUCCUUGCUCAGGCUCUUUAUGAAUUAUUUUCUGCCAGAGAUGAUUCCCUGCAUCAACUAAGAAAAGCGUGUUUUUACUAUUUCAAACUCGGCGGAAACUGUGUUGCUGGUCCUGUGGGGCUGCUUUCUGUACUGUCUCCUAACCCGCUGGUUUUAAUUGGACAUUUCUUUGGUGUUGCAUUCUACGCCACAUAUUUUUGCUUUAAAUCUGAACCUUGGAUUACAAAACCUCGAGCCAUUAUCAGUAGUGGUGCUGUGUUCUACAGAGCGUGUUCUGUAAUAUUUCCUCUGAUUUACUCAGAAAUUAAGCACUUGAAUCAUUAAUCUUAACGGGGAACCAUUUCUGAAUAUUUGGAACUCACAGGGUCCUAGGAGACUUUUGGAAGAGGAUGUGUAUAGCGUAGUAAUAUACCACUUCCAAAGUGGAAACUCUGGGACCAAGAUUGGGAUUGUUUUUGAAGUUUUUUGUAUAUAAACAUGUAAAUAUAUACUUUGAUUUACAAUUUUAAAAUGAAGGGUAAAAUCAGUAGAUAUUUAAAAGAAAUGAUUGUUUCCAUAAAUUCGUGCUAACACUGAGGAAGUGCAGGUUUGUGGGUUUUUUUUUUUUUUUAAUUCAUUAUUUGGGGUGAGUCGUGGUAUAUGCAAAUAAAAUGAAGAA